ACGGGCUCUGACUUUGACGCUGUUUCUGGAGCGCAGAUUAUGGAGCGCAUUCCAGGCGCGCAGCCGCCUCUGUCCAAACUCCAGACGGAUCUGUCCGACAUGCAGAGCAUCGAUUUUCCAAUGUACGUUUAUAAACCGAGGCGCGGAAUGAAGAGAGGUGAAGAAACCAAGGACACCUACAAGCUGCCCCACAGACUCAUCGAGAAGAAAAGGCGUGACCGGAUAAACGAAUGCAUAGCCCAGCUGAAAGAUUUAUUACCUGAACACCUGAAACUCACUACUCUGGGCCAUCUGGAGAAGGCUGUGGUCUUAGAGCUUACGCUGAAGCAUGUGAAAACCCUCACCUCUCUUCUGGAGCAGCAGCAGCAGAAGAUCCUCGCUCUGCAAAGCGGCAUGCAGAUCGAGCAACCUCCUGUCAACCAAGAGAAGUCAGAGGAGAUGUUUCGUUCUGGCUUUCACAUGUGUGCCAAGGAGAUCCUUCACUAUCUGGCCGCUCACGAGUCAAGUGGAGAUUUUACACCCUCCCAUGUAAUCAGUCACCUUCACAAAGUGGCUGCAGAGGUGCUGCAGGGUCCAGUCCGACCUCGCACUCCUCUCAGCCCCAGGCCCUCGGAGGCCCCUGCCUACCAUCCACACGAUCUUCACAAGGAGAAACCUGACAACUUACCACCUAAGCCCAGCGAGGGCUACGGGAAGAACUGUGUUCCAGUCAUCCAGAGGGCGUAUGCUCCGCCAAGCGGGGAGCAGAGCGGCAGCGAUACAGAUACAGACAGUGGCUACGGGGGUGAGCUGGAGAAACCGGAAUCCAGGGUGCAGCAGGGACAUCAAGAGUAUUACGGUCAGGAGAACCAGCAGAAGCGGUCUCAUGCGGAUCGGCAGAACUCCAGCAUCAAGCAGGAGGACGAUGAGCCAUGCCACAAGCAGCCGCGCAUCGAGUCGUCUGAGGACGAGCUGCUCUCGGGCGGCGAGUCCUCCACCUCGUCAUCAUCGAGCGGUUACAGUAGCUACAUGAGUGUUUCGCCCAACCAUCCACCUCCCCCACCGCACCCUCUGUGCAUGCCGUUCUACCUCAUUCCACCCUCUGCUGCAGCCUACCUGCCCAUGCUGGAGAAGUGCUGGUACCCCGGAGCCGUGCCUAUGCUCUACCCAGGCAUGGGGGGCUCUUCACCCACCAUGCCCAGCGAGAGACCGUCUCCACCUCAGCUAGUGUUAUCCCCCAGGGGCGGAUCUCCAGCCCCAGCCAUAUCUCAGACCCCCAUGGAUUCCCCUGCUCUCCUUCAAGCACUAAAGCAGGUACCCCCCCUAAACCUGGAAACCAAAGAAUGAGACGGAGGAGAGGCAAUCCCUACCAUUAGCCAGAGGCA
Oryzias latipes (Japanese medaka) is the source of this 1364-nucleotide messenger RNA. It is a transcript of the gene bhlhe40, whose product is annotated as basic helix-loop-helix family, member e40. Gene Ontology annotation, molecular function: protein dimerization activity; DNA binding. NCBI's taxonomy places the organism in Eukaryota, Metazoa, Chordata, Actinopteri, Beloniformes, Adrianichthyidae. Gene Ontology annotation, biological process: regulation of DNA-templated transcription. The record is from RefSeq and is marked provisional.